CUGGUCUAUCGGCUGCUGUGAGUGCAAGUGUGCUGUGAUUCGUGGCGUACGCUGGAAAUGUUCUGAGUGUAACGAGCUCGACCUCUGCACUGACUGCUACAUGAACGACAAGCACCUAACAGAGCAUAGGUUUCUCAGGAUAGAUCGACCUAAUGAGAGUAGUGUUCUAGUCCAGCCUCGAUCUGAAUAUUCAGACCAGAAGGUUCAGUCACGUGGUAUCUUCAGACGUGCCACAGUGUCACGUGGUUUGGACUGGAAGUAUGGUGAACAGGAUGGCGUUCCAGGUAACGCAGGUAAGGUGAUAGACAUCACUGAUGGGGUGGGAAGCGGCAGAAGUCACGUGAGAGUGCUGUGGUCAACUUAUGGGAGAAACUUUUUUUACCGCUUGGGACACGGAGGUCAGGUCGACCUUAAGUUUGUAAAACCUGGGAUGGGAUUAAUCUUUUAUAAAGGUCAUCUUCCCAUAUUAGGUAAAUCACUGAAACCACCUGCAAGGUUUAAAGUUGGAGAUCAGGUUACCUGUGAGAUUUCCGAGAACAAACUAAAAAACCUUCAGCUCAACCACGGAGGAUGGAGAGAUGAAGACAAUAAGUACCUCAAACAGAAAGGGCAAGUUUUCUCCAUUGACGAUUAUGGCGAUGUUUUAGCUGUCUUUAAAGAUGGUAGAAGGAUUACAUUUAAUCCUGAGGCUUUGACUUUUCUUCAACCGCUUACUGUAGCUGACAUGCUGACUGACCCCAUCAGCUUACAGGUGCUUCGAAUGGACAUCAACAAAGCUUGGGUCGUCAAAGCCCUGGAGAGGAGACUCGUGGAGCACGGCCAAAACUUUGAAACAGCUCAGUCUCUGGCUGAAGCCGCCCGAAGAGAAGACCGCGCUGAACAUACAACAGCGGUACCUAACCCUAGCGUGGUCACAAGGCUCAGCAUGGAGAACAGGAAGUUGAGGGAACAGCUGAAGUGUAAGAUCUGUUUAGAGAGAGAGCGGUGAAAAUCACGUUUCAGCCCUGCGGGCACCUGGCAUGCUGCGGUGACUGUUCAGCUCAGUUGGUCACGUGUCCUAUCUGUCGGGCUGUCGUGGUCUCGAGACUCGUUACAUACGUGUCUUAAUGAGACCUUGAACUGAACAUUAA
Molecule: messenger RNA, 1130 nt
Organism: Physella acuta
Lineage: Eukaryota; Metazoa; Mollusca; Gastropoda; Physidae
Product: E3 ubiquitin-protein ligase MIB2
Biological process (GO): protein ubiquitination
Cellular component (GO): cytoplasm
Molecular function (GO): metal ion binding; ubiquitin-protein transferase activity
Source: RefSeq, a predicted model, not a curated record